Messenger RNA from Panicum hallii, 1801 nucleotides. RefSeq lists its product as uncharacterized. The transcript is spliced from 4 exons. The coding region runs from base 485 to 1801 and encodes 438 amino acids. Gene Ontology annotation, molecular function: protein binding. NCBI's taxonomy places the organism in Eukaryota, Viridiplantae, Streptophyta, Magnoliopsida, Poales, Poaceae. The record is from RefSeq and is a predicted model, not a curated record.
CCCCGUAGCCUCUAUUCACGAUUUUUAACCCUGCGCAGAUUUGUAUCACUUUACCCAUAGUUACCCCGACCAACUUGCCACCGCAUUUCCUAGAUGCGACUCAUGAUCGAGUACUACUACUGCUAUCUAAUACUACUACUGCUGCUUGCUUGUCUGAAACCCAACGAGCAGGCCAACAGACACGCACACCCCUCUGCUCUGUUUACUUUUUCCCUCCUCUGCAACCUGCAGCGCUCAAGGAACCUGUACCAAAUCCAUGGCGAUGGCUUGGGUUCUUCAGCGAUUACUACCCGAGCUCGUGCAGGUUGGAUCGCCGCCGGCGACUUUGCCCGGCCAUGGUGCCGCGGCCAGCAGUCUGUGGUGCUGCACAGGACCCAGUGGGUGCUGCAGACGCAAGCCGUACUGCAUCCCAGGCUCCAGCAACAACUUGACCAGUCCCUGACACGCACACGCCAGCACGUCGCAUAGUCGGGCAGGCUGAUCGAUGGCCAAGCAACGGCGGCAGGCCGGCUGCGACGUUCGUCGUCUGAUGCACGGACCAGACCGCGACCCAGAGAGGAGGGACUGGACCAAGCUUCCACCGGACAUUGCGGCGGAGAUCGCCGGCCGGCUGCUCGGCGUCGACAUGACGGAGUACAUCCGCUUCCGCUCGGUGUGCAAGCCGUGGCGGCAGUCCACGGAGGACCCGCGCAGCCUGCACAGCCGCUUCAUCCCCCACAACUGGGUCGUGCUCAUCAACUACCUGGAUUGCUUUCGCUGCAACUACGGCGAGGACGCGCGCAAGUUCCGGCUGCUCAACGUCGCCACGGGCGCCUCGCUCACCCACGUUGAGUUCCCGGAGCUCUCCGGCCACCACGCCAUGGGCUACGCCGAGGGCCUGCUUGUCCUGUGGAACAAGGCGACCUCCGGCAUCCGCCUCCUCAACCCGCUCACGCACGCGGUAACCGACCUCCCGGACUUCUCCUCCGUCGUGGCCGAGGCGUCCCCGGCAGCGCUGGACGGCGCGUACCACUUCAGGGGUUUCGGCGUCAUCGACGGUGGCCCCGGCGCGGCGGGGGCCUCCCCGCCCACGAUUGUGUUUUUCUUGGACGGGGAGGUCCCGAUGAUCGUCUGCAUCCGGCUCGGGGAACCGCGCUGGGCUCUCGUCAACACGAGCGAGCUUGACGGCGGCACGGGCCACAUCUCUUUCAGCUCCACGCUCUCGCUGCGCGGGCGCUUCUACAUGGCGACGUCCACCGGCGACGUUCUUACCGUGGAGCUCGACCCGGAGCCCCGGCUAGUGUACGUGAUCAGGCAGACAACCGCCGCCCCGAAGCCCACGACGACCACCGCGCCUCGGGCCACGAGGCCCUUCUUCGAGUUCUUCCUUUCCCCAUCUAGCAACGACCACGCCGGGAUGGUCAUGGUGCGCGCCAGCAGGGACCGUGGACAGGUCGAGGUGUUCCAGGUGGACGUCGACGCAGGAAAGCUCGUUCCAACCAGCACCGUGGGCGCUGACCGCGCGGUGUUCAUCGGUUCAACUCGGGCGCUGUCCAUCUCCACCAGGCUGUUUCCUUCUAUCGCUGCCAAUGCGGUGUACUUCUGCAUCGGAAGUAUAUCGAUGGACCUUCUGUUUUACAUUGUCCACCUCGACAAUGGAUGGGGUGAACCGGCGCGCCUGCCGUACUCCGACCAGGGGCAGGCGGUAGGGCCUUUCGUAGACCCGUGCAACCUCGACGUCUAUCUGGCUUGCUGCAUAGAUGUUGUGCAGGUCCUAAAAUGUAAACUUCCGUGUACAAGGAUGAAUAACAUUAAGCCUUAA